UGCUCUCUUGUGUAUCUUUGAUACUGUCCUGUUUCUGCACCUGUCACUUUUCUGCAACUGUCCCAUUCAUCUGACCUGUUCUUCACUUGCUUUAGGGACACACAUAUUCUCUUCACGUAUUUGUUUUGUUUUUGUUUUUUCACUUCACACUUCUUCAGUGUAGGUCAUUUGUGCGCACAUUUUUAUAGAGACUUUGACACAAACUGGGACUUUUUACCUGGACACCAUUUUCUAGGAUCAUAUUUGUGGUAUUUGUUUCUCUCUAUAGACACCAAGAAGACAUUUUUGAACAUUCUAGUGUAACAAUAUUUGCAAAGUUUCUUCUGUAUUUUAUCCCUAUUUCAUUUAUUUUUAUAUCCCCAAACUGCAUCUAUAUCUUGGGCUAUUUUUGGGUCUCACUUGUGGUAGCUGGAGGCAGAAGGAUGCCGGUUCAAAUCCCGGAUGACCAGGACUUCUCCUCCUUCAAAGACCAGUGUCUGAAUCCCGAAGGCUGGAUCCCCAAGUUCAACAAGAACAACAUCACAGUGUGGAUUCGUGCUGAGGAGAGCGCCACCGUACAGAAAAUCAAGAUGCGUAUCGUGUGCAAAGAUGUUCCCGCGGAGACAGUGUAUGACGUGCUCCAUGACACCCCCUACAGGAGAAAGUGGGACACAAACAUGAUUGACACCUACGACAUUGGACGCCUCACUGUCAACGCCGACGUGGGAUACUACUCCUGGAGGUGUCCCCCUGGACUGAAGAACAGAGACUUUGUGACCAUGAGGUCUUGGCUUCCUUUGGGCAAUGACUUCCUCAUCAUCAACUACUCCGUCAAACACCCGCAACAUCCUCCAAAGAAAGAGUACGUGCGCGCGGUGUCCCUCCUCACAGGGUACCUGAUCCAGUCCACCGGACCAAACUCAUCCACCCUCUACUACCUCACCCAGGUAGACCCCAAAGGUUCAUUACCAAAGUGGGUGGUGAACAGAGUGUCUCAGUUGGUGGCUCCAAAGGCGAUGCGUAAGAUCUACAAGGCCUCGCUCAAGUAUCCUGAGUGGAAGCGUAAGCACAGCCCCCAGCUCAAGCCCUGGCUCUACCCAGAACAGAACAGCCUGCCCUGCGUAGACCCGAGCUGCCUCAGCCUCCAGAGGGCCGACUCCCUGGAGAACAUCGACGAGAGCGGAGCCAACGAAGACAAGCCCGCCAAGGACCAGAGCGAUGAAGAGCAGGACCAGGACUGAAGCAGGGACUGAAGCAGGGACUGAGCCAGGACUGAGCCAGGGACUGUACCAAGGACUGAACCAGGACUGAACCAGGACUGAACCAGGACUGAACCAGGAAUGAACCAGGACUGAACCAGGACCAGAGCAGUGAGGACCAGGACUGAAUCAGGACAGAAGUAGAACUGAGCUAGGACUUAACCAGGACUAGACUGAAACUGAACCAGCACUCCCAUGACAUAAGUAGUAUUCUGACUUGUCCUUUGUUUCUUGGCUGUAUUUUGUGUGAGUAAAAUAUCAUUAAAAACACACGUCUGUUUUGGAGUGUUUUGAUUUUGUUAGUACUGGACUGAUUGAGAAUUACUUUAGGUUAAAUGCAUGCUCUUUGUAAAUGCACCUUCCAUUUUGAAUGUUCUUGAGUUUAGGUCGUGGUCUGAUGAGAGAUUUGUACUGCGCUUGUGGUUAAAGGCCCAUAUUACUCUGUUCUCUGAUCUGUGUUAUCAUGUUGUUUCCCCAUCACAAACAGACCUCUAGCUGUGUUUUGUUUCUUUCACACACACAAAUCCUGUAUAUUUAGGCUGAGUUCUUCUCUCAGAAAACACUCUGCUCCAUUUUGUGAUGUCAUGUGGUAAUACAGGAAGUGCUCCACUGUGUUUUUAAACUCUGUACACCUUCACUAGAAUCAUAAACAUAGUGCAUUUAAACGGUAGUGCUAUUCCAGCUCUCACAAAUGAAUAUUGCCUUUGUGUCAUUAGGCAAGACACUUAACCCACACGCCCCCCAAGGUCUGUGUACACUGGUGUAGGAAUGAAUGUGUGAAUGGGUGAGUGGUUUCUUGAUGUAAAGUGCUUUGAGCCUUGAAGGAAAAGCGCUAUAUAAAAACAUUUACCAUUUAACUUGAAAACCACCACCUCAUGACAUCACAAAGUGGAACAGAGCAUUUUGAGCAUUUUGAAGAUGUAGACAGACUAAUAAUAAAGAGUUACUCAAACAUGUGUGAAUGAAAAACACAACUCCAGGUCUAUUUUUGAUGAGGUAACAACAUUAUAACAUGGUUUAAAGCUCACAAGAGUCCAUUUUGUGUAAUAUAGGGCAUUUAAAGCGUUGUUAAAUUUGAAGUUUCUUAGAAUGACAAUGUGCCCUUUCCUGUAAAAUACCACAAUAAAGAAAGAUUUUC
Messenger RNA from Periophthalmus magnuspinnatus, 2376 nucleotides. RefSeq names its product StAR-related lipid transfer (START) domain containing 15 (gene stard15). The coding region runs from base 423 to 1220 and encodes 265 amino acids. Gene Ontology annotation, molecular function: lipid binding. The transcript is spliced from 6 exons. The record is from RefSeq and is a predicted model, not a curated record. Lineage: Eukaryota; Metazoa; Chordata; Actinopteri; Gobiiformes; Gobiidae.